Molecule: messenger RNA, 938 nt
Organism: Salvia hispanica
Lineage: Eukaryota; Viridiplantae; Streptophyta; Magnoliopsida; Lamiales; Lamiaceae
Source: RefSeq, a predicted model, not a curated record
AUUCCAAUCUUUUCCAAUUACCAAAAAUAGCCAUGAAUAACAAUAAUUCUCUCUCCGCCGAUAAUAAUCAGUCGGCUAGCGGCUCAGGGGCGGCUGCUUCUGUUAACAAUCAGCCGCCCCUGAGCCGUUACGAGUCUCAGAAGAGACGGGACUGGAACACGUUCGGACAGUAUCUGAAGAAUCAGCGGCCGCCGGUGUCGGUGGCGCAGUGCAAUUGCAACCACGUGCUUGAAUUCAUGAGGUAUUUGGACCAAUUCGGGAAGACCAAGGUCCACUUGCACGGGUGCGCGUUUUUCGGGCAGCCCGACCCGCCCGCCCCGUGCACGUGCCCGCUGAGGCAGGCGUGGGGGAGCCUCGACGCCCUCGUGGGGCGGCUCAGGGCCGCCUACGAGGAGCACGGAGGGUCCCCCGAGACGAACCCGUUUGGCAACGGGGCGAUUCGGGUUUAUCUCCGGGAGGUGAAGGACUGCCAGUCGAAGGCGAGAGGGAUUCCGUACAAGAAGAAGAAGAAGCGGAAAUUCAAUCAAACGACGUCGUCGCAGCAAGAGGAUCAGCUGCUUGUCAAGAACCCCAAGCUGCCUGCUUGAAAAACAUUAAUUGGUCUAAAUUCACAUAGCAAGAAGUUGUAGUGGAUGGAGAGAAGAAGUAAAUUGUUACUCGUCACCACAUGAGAAAGCUUGGGUAUGAAUAACAGACAUUUUAAGUGAUGUAAAACUGCUACAUCAAGAGCAUUUCCUAUAUUAUUGUAGAUGUAGUUUAAUAUAGUAAAUAUACAUAUAAUAUAGUUUAAUAUAGUAAUUUUAUAUAUAUAUAUAUGUUGUUGUAGUUUGGUGUUAUUGUAGUACUCUAGCUAGAGGGCUUACAUUUAGAUACCAUUCGAAUUAUUUGUGGUUUCAAUUUUCAAGCUCAAAAAAAGUUGAUCGAUAUAUUUAGUACAA